Molecule: messenger RNA, 3631 nt
Organism: Colletes gigas
Lineage: Eukaryota; Metazoa; Arthropoda; Insecta; Hymenoptera; Colletidae
Product: paramyosin-like
Exons: 6
Coding region: 1072-2583 (503 amino acids)
Source: RefSeq, a predicted model, not a curated record
ACGAUUCCGGGUGUCGACUACGGUGUGCGUGUGUCGCGUUGUUCACCGCGCAUGGUCGAAAAGAACCACCCUGCUCCUUCUAAUUACUUUAAUCGGGAGAAGGCCGAGCCUAUUCGACGCGCGUACCCCGUGUGUCCGGUGUUCCUUGAGAGGCGCACGUUACAAGGUGCACAUUCGCAGAAUCGCACGACGAAAAUGGCGGCGUGAAUCUCUAUCGGUGAUUAGACUCGUCGAUCAUCGGCGGGGAUCAAACAAGUUCUCUUCGCGAUCGUCGAAACGUGGAUUCGUCCAUGACGAGCGUGUUGGCGACCGAUACCUUGACACGGCACUCGUGAAACGCGGUGAAGUUGACAAGAUCCGCGACACAGUCGGCGGUAAUGCGCGUGAACGAACGUAAAAAGUCCGUUACCCUCGGUAUUUCGCGCGGCGUCGCGGUAUUCGUUGUCCCGCUGAAAAUUGAGAAAGUGCCGAGCGACGAUUCAAACAACGAUCUCUCGAUAAUCGAGCGUUACUCAAACGUCGACGGCGAUUACUAAAUCUCGUGGAUCACGGUGUUACGGCGGGAUCGUAACGAGAAAUCGACCGAUGAACUAGAACGAAGCGACCGGGCAACCGUCUCGAAGUCGAACAGCGUGCUUGGACACGAUCGCGCUCGAAUGGGGGGUGACCGUUUGAAAAGUUGUCGCGAAAUAGCAGCGGUCGAAGCAGUGCUCGCGGAGGUGAAUCGCCGCACGUAGUAGGAAUUCUGGUUCGUCGCGAACGAAGGAAUUACCUGAGAACGUAUCGUGGAAGCGGAGGAGCGCACGAGGAGCGAAAGGCGGCAACGGGAGGACGAGGAACAGAGAAAGAGAGAGACGUCGCGGAAUAUGAAAAUCGGUGGAUCGUGCGUCGUCGUGCCGGACGUAGUCGAAUGAGAGGUAGCAAGAGAACAAGGCUUGUCCGGAUGGGAGUAGCAGCGGUUACUGGAUCGUCGAUUCCUUCGAGAUCGAAACAACGAGACCGAGGAGAAAGACGCUCGUGUUGUUCGGGACCGACCACAGGGAGAUCGAGCGUGCAACGGACGUUGGAGCGAUGGGAACGACCACCGGGAGGUACGGUGGUAUGGAGAUGAGGCACUCGAGGAGCGAGGAUUUGCUCGGCGUGAUAUCUGGCUCGCGUUCCCCGAGCCCUAGCGUGCCUUUGCCGAGCACCGCCUCCGAGGAUGACCUGAUCGCGGCCAGCGCCCUCCACGAGGCCACCGACUCGAAACCACCUCCGUGUCCCUUGUUAUCCUCGAGGGUCGUGGGAGCACCGGGCGUCCCGGCGGAUCGCAUCGAUCCCGAGGAUUCCAUACGAGACAUCGUUACCGAGAAUGAUCUCUACAGGUUCGUGUUGUUCAAGCGCCACUACGACAAAUACAUCGCCCUGUCCGCCAAGUAUGAGGAAGCCAAGGGUAUCGCGUAUUACCUGGAGGAACGUUAUCACGAAGUCAAGGCCGAGAGAGACAAACUGGAGGAGAAUCGACGACUGUUGGAGAAGCGGUUGGAGGGUUGCGAAUCUGAACUUCGCAGCAAGGAGGACGAGCUCUUUCUGCAGCUGGAACGAAGUCUCCGGCUAGAGGAAGAGAUGGAGAGAGCUAAAACUGAUCGAGACAGCUGCGUGGCGGCGCGGGAUCGUCUAGACAGGCAACGCGAGGUGGCUUUGCGUCGUCUGCAGAUGCAACUGGCGCAAAACGAGAUUACAAGGCAGACUCUGGAACGAGCUCGACAGGAUGUCGUCAGGCAGGCUACUGUUAUCCGUGCCGAGCGAGAUGCGCUCGAGAGAGAGAACGAAAUAUUAAAGGAGAAGCUGCGCGUAGAGCAGGGCGAAUUAGGCGAGGAGAGACGCAGGCGAGAAGAGGGCGUCGCAGCCCUGACCCGAGAAACAAUCACGUUGAGGCACGCGGCGCGACAUCUUCGUGCGGCGACGCUUCACGCCACAUCUUGCCGUCGUCGUAGGCGAUGUUCCGUUUGUCUGUACGCGAGACGCACUUUCGCGGAAAUCGACGAUUAUCGCGACGACGGCAAUCUAUUCAAGUGCCUUCAAGCACCGUUGCAAGAUCUGCGUACUUGGUUGCGACCGGCAGCAACUCCGGCGACGUCGUCGUCGCGCGCACAGAGGACCAAUUCGCCGUUGGCUGAUCGAGAAAUAAGCUACAUCGACGAGUCCAGCGUGGACAGUAGCGCCGGCGGCAGCAACGGCAGCAGCACCAGUACAACCAGCAGCAACAGUGCUUCGGACGACGAGGCGUAUCCGAGCACCCCGGUCGCUGAAAUCUCGCUUUCGUCGGCCAACUCUAGUGCUCCGCCUACAGCCAGAGCCUUCUCUUCCGAUUCAGGGUUCUCUUCGGAAAUCGGAGACCGAAGAUCGCGAUGUUAUGAGAACGGAGGUAGCAGCACUAGCAGCAGCAGCGGCAAAAGCAGAAAGAUCAGCGAGUCGCUUAGCUGCAGCGAACCGGACGAGCAAAGCACAGCAGGAUUUAAUCGAUCGAGAUGGACUUCGUCGUUUCGCAAGUUACUCGGACGUAAACCGAAGACCAAAUCCACGCCCGAUCGUCCAUCGUAAAGAAACGAAGACUGAGAAGCGCGUCGAUGCAUCGUGCACGAAUACACGUAGUGCGAAAUCACCGUGAAAUUUAGUGCUCCCGCUCUUUUUCGGCCUCAUCGUUGAUCCAUCGAAAUUUACAUUCGCUUUGAUCCGUGAAACAUUCCAACAGAAAUAUCGUCGAAAGAUAGAAGCCAAAUCGGUACUGCCAAUGUAUUGAUAUUAAUGGGGAUCGCGGAGAUAUCCUAAUAGUAACGUCGAAUUGAGUUAACUACACGUUUCAAGCUACGCUUGAUAGAAACUUAUCCUCGCAACCGAUCGUUCCGAUCGUUUUACUAGUAGUUUACUUUCCCGUAUACAUAUAAUACCCUUUGGCUGACUUGUCGACCGUUAAGACUCGUGACAUUACGUAGGAAUUGAAUUUUAAACGAUUAUUAGCGCGAACGAUCGAUUUGAAUUGGUAUAGGCGCGUACGAUGUUAGUUAGGGGAAGAGUAUGUUAAAAGAUUAUCAGAGUUCGAUGCGAAAUUUUUAAACGACUUGUUUCCAAUUGGACGACGAAACGACGUUAUUGUUCAGAACGUGUUUUAGGUUGUUGUCGCUGUACUGUUAUUGUUAGGGUAACUGUUGUCUUAUUAGCCAAAGAACAUAGUACAUUUAUAUGCGAACGAACGUUUAAUCGAUCGAUCGCGAUUCGAUUCUUUGGAUAAAUCGUAGAAUUACGAGUGUUGAACGUUACAAUCUUUUUCUAGGGUCGAGUGAAAUUUUCAACAUUUUUUCGUAGUAAAAUAUUACCCGAAAACUUGAAUAUGUUUUUUCUGUAUACGAUGGUAUACAUAUACGUUAAAACCAAAUAUAGAUAAUGUUAACUCGAAUAACGAGUUUCUCCUAAAAGUUGUUGUCUAGUGUAACGUACGCAUAAUUGAGAAAUUUCAUUCAAUUAGUCUGAAAAUUGAAAGGUUACACAAUUCGAAGUGUAUAAAAAGAAAUUUAAACGUAUAUUAAUCUGCAUUUAUCCAACCGAUUAUGUAUGGUCAAUAACCGAUUGUUGAACACGUGACAAUUUCGCA